Messenger RNA from Cutaneotrichosporon oleaginosum, 1250 nucleotides. RefSeq lists its product as uncharacterized. Lineage: Eukaryota; Fungi; Basidiomycota; Tremellomycetes; Trichosporonales; Trichosporonaceae. The record is from RefSeq and is a predicted model, not a curated record.
AUGCUCGUCAACACUCUUGUCGCCGUCGCGGCGGCGCUCGCGACCGGCGUUGCCGCUGGCCCCAACCACAUGGAGAAGCGCACCUUCUGGGGCGGCAACGGCCAGUCCAGCAUUUCGUGUGCUAACGGCUGGAUCGCCAAGUUUGCUGGUGGCGCCUGUGUCAACUCAGACAACCACUUCACCAGCGUCCCCUCGGGCCAGAACUGCCCCAUCGGCUGGAGCUGGCACAAGCGCAAGGGCUGCUGCGUGCCCCAGCGCGAGUCGCAGGAGUGCGACUGUGGCGAGGGCUUCAACUGGGGCUCCAACUCGUGGACGUGCAAGCGCCCCUCGAACGGCUGCGGCCGCGGCAAGUGGUACCACCAGCGCUCUGGCCAGUGCUGCGACGACUACAGCGGCGGCACGCCGCCGGCGCAGGAGUGCCCCGAGGGCAUCAGCUGCCCGACCGACUGGUGGUGGGACGGCAAGAAGUGCAAGCCGCGGUGCCCGACGACGCCGGCACCCGACUGCUCGGACUGGGACCACGGCCGGCAGUGCUGCGGCGGGCCCAAGCCUUCGGGCGGCGUCGACAACGGCAAGGGCCACGGUGGACGCGGCAAGGGCCACGGCCGCGGCAAGGGCGGGUGGGGCGGGCGCGGCGGAUGGGGCGGCAAGCACUUCCGUCGCGACCAAGCCCUUAUGAGCGGCAACGACCUCGACCACGCCACGUACUGCCCCGCACCUGGCCAGCUCGCGUGCUACACUACCGCCGCGCGCACGGGCUACGAGUGCAUCGACCCGCAGACCGAGCUCGAGUCGUGCGGCGGCUGCGCCGUCGGCGGCACCGGCGUCGACUGCACCUCGCUGCCCGGCGCCAAGGCCGUCGGGUGCGAGGCUGGCGAGUGCAAGAUCUACUCGUGUGCCUCUGGCCACGCGCUUGUCGACGGCAAGUGCCAGCUUGCCUAAGCUUCGGCUUUCACAAGCGCGAGUGAGCGAGCGUAAACGCGCUGCGCGCUGCAAAGCACUCCCUCCGGCCUUUGCCCACCCCCACCCCCAAGUCUCUUGUCUAGACUUCCGUUCGUGGACUAUAGAACUCUUUCUCCCCUCUUGUAUAAUCCCUGCAUCGGCGGGGCUACCCCACACACCUGUAGCAUCGCCUGCCCGACAGCCCCCCAGCCACGUAGUUGUGGUCUGGGGGCCGCCAUCUCUCGCAUUUGUUCCUCUCCGCAACUGGUUGGCGGAUCGAGUCGAAUAGAUCUCAUGGACCAUUGCAU